GCUCUCCAGAUUCAAUGCGAAUUACUUCCUAGCCGAUCGCCAACCCAUUUGUACAAAUUCAGAUGGAGACAUUUAGUGUUUAAUGCAACAGUGAUUACGGUCGCAUUCGAGUAUUGGGCUACGUGAUGAUUCCAUGUCUUUUGACAAAUAAGACUGUAUGGAGGUCUUAAUGCUUGGACCUUUUCCUUCAGAUGAACACAUCCAUCUGUAAAUAAUGGCUGAAACACAUGACAACCUACCAAUUGAGAAGUGGACAGAAUCUCAUGUGAGCUCCUGGCUGAGGUCCAUAGGAGUGAAGGAGCAGUACAUUAAGAAACUACAUGAGGAGGAAGUUGAUGGACAAAUCCUAAAGGAGCUAUCAGAAGACUUUCUGAAAAAAGAGACUGGAAUGAAAUCUGGCCCAGCUCUCUUGAUCAUAAAGAAAAGAAAUGAGCUGGUUGAGUCUUUGAAAGGACGCAAAGUUCAAAAAGACAAUAGAGCACAUCAAACCAGUAACAGUGGAAAGGGAAGUCAAAAUGAGCAGCAAGCAACAGGUCAGGAGAGCACUGGUGCAGAGAUAGAUGAAACCCACCCAGAGACAAAGACACAGGCAGACAAGGACCAGCCAGUGACUGGCCUGUUGACAAAGAGAGACUGUAAACCACGGCCAUUUGGCAAAGAAGGCAUUGACUUCACAUAUGUCAAGCACAGCGUUCUGCAGCCUGAAUCAGGUGUAAUCGACCUCAUCUCCCCUUGUCAUGAGUACAAAUCAUUAUCCAUAGCCGCUAAAUUAGACCGGACAAGGCUACAAGCUAAGUUUGCCAAGGAGGUUCUGAAAUUUGGCACUGGGUGCAUGAACAUCCGAUCAAACGGUACGAUACACUUUGGCGUAAUGGACAGUAGGGACGACGCUGGCUACGUACACGGGGAGAUCAUUGGUGUUCCUGUGACAGAGAAGGACAUCUACGUUGACGCGCUGGACCACAUAGAAAGGUGCUUUUCAAGUGCUGACAGCGAACAUGUACGACAGUGUAUACGUCCACCACAGUUCAUCGAGGUCAUGGACAUGAACAGCACAGAGAAAUUUUAUGUUGUGGAGGUCGACAUUGUGCCCUCCGUAAGCAUUGUGAGGAACCGAGUGUACUCCGUCCGUCUACCGAAUUUCAAAGAAAAGGCAAACAAGGUUGAGCAUGAAAAGGACACAGUCUACCGCAGAGUAGGCUCCAAAACGGAACCAGUCAGUGACCAAAACGAAUUCUACCAACGCGUGAGAGACCGAGAUGCUCAAAGAGAAGAGGCAGAACAUUCACAUUUUCUCAACGCGCCAGAUUUCUGUGAAGACCUGGGAAGGAAACUGACGAUGUUGGUGACCAGUGGGAAAAAAUUCAUAGAAAAGGAAAAGUGGUACAUUCUCAUCACAAACAAAUUUCAGCAAGAUGAUCUGAGCAGCAUUGACUUUCUACUGAACAUGAAGAUUUUCUGCGUGUUUGAUUUCGACCCUGAUUCAAAAGUGUCUGGAUUCUGUGGGAAGUACCUGCAGCACCAUGCUGCAAACCUGCAUUUCAUGCAGAACUACAAAAUUCCAAGUGGCAUGAGCAUCGGGGACUUUGUGAGUCAUUUGCACUUGUUUGAACAGACCAGCUGGAUAUUUUGCAACGGGCGGAAUGACUAUCAUGGGAGUGAAACCCCUUGUGAUGAAAUGACGUGGAUUAAAACUAAAAUCACCCUCCUAAGGGAAUCCGUGUCACUGAUCUGCAAACAGCUCUUGCCUAAGGGUGCCUUCUCGGUGAUCUUUCUUCUCACUUCCCCUGUUGAGAAGCCUCUCUUGCAUAUAUUUUAUGAGUUCUACACAGACAUGGAAGGCCAUGAAGACAUCAUUUGCAUCUCAGAAUGUGAAGAAAACUACCAGAAGUGGAAAAGCUUUGCGGAGGCAUACUGUGACACGGCGACAGUGAACCGUUCCAGUGUUGUGGGGAUGAGAAUGAGCCACGUGAAUGCAACCCUGCAGCGCAUUCAGCCUGUCACGACUCGUGCCACUAAGCACCUGUCCGUUUUCACUAAAGGAGAAUGCCUGCUGGAAACCCGCGAAGAGGAACGGAUGUACUCCUUAGAGAUCCUGAGCGUUGACCAGUGUGAGGAAACCAGUAAUGACUUCAUUGAAGCUGAAAAGGAUCACAUCGAAAGACACUUCUACCAUGGCAGUAAAGUGAGCUGGCUGAACUUUUGGCUGGCGGAGAAGAAAUUUGUUGGGGAUGUUAUUCAGAGAGAUGCAUAUAGGGAAGUUUCAGAACUUCUCAGUGGCAUUCUUAAAAGGAGUGCAGACCAAAUGCCUGUGAACAGCAUCAAUAUAUACCAUCAUCCAGGUAGUGGCGGGAGCACUGUUGCUCGACAGGUACUCUGGAACCAUAGAAAAGACCUCAGAUGUGCAGUUGUGAAGCCAUCAUAUUCUGCAGCUGUUGUUUCUGAACAUGCUGUUCACCUUCGUGAGUAUGAAGAAAAAGACCUCCAGAAAUGCCUCCCAGUACUCUUACUGGUGGAAGACUGUGACAAUGAAUACCUGGAUGAUCUGCGGCAUGAAGUAGAGGUUGCUGUCAACACCAAGAAAAUCGUACAAGGGACAGUCUGUUUCAUUCUGCUGAGCUGUAGACGGUCACACACUCCAGAGAAAAUGUGCAAGGAGUCACCUCUCCAGAAUGUUGCUGUGACUCACAAACUGUCAGAAGAGGAGAAGAGGCAGUUCGCCGGGAAACGGAAGAAGCUUGAGGAGCAUUACCAGCCUGAGUUCAUCUUGACAUUCGUCUUGAUGAGUGAAGAAUUUGAGCCACAGUACGUGAAAGAUUUUGUGGAACAUUUACUGCAAGGCAUUGACCACACAUCUGUUGUCACACGCCUCAUUCAUUAUGUGGCAUUGCUCAACACAUAUGUGCAGAACUCCUUCAUCUCCCAGUCCCACUGUGAAGCUCUGUUGGCACUGACUAUCCACCUGGAUAGGUUCCGCCAACACAACUUUGAGAGAUCUUUAAGUGAGCAGGCUAAACUUGUUUUCAUUCACUUGAGAGAUGAGAAAACAUACAUUGAGUCAAUCCGUAUAAUCCAUCCAUUAGUUGCAAAGGAAAUUCUCCAGCAGCUCCUAGGCAGCCAACAGCAACAAAGUGCAGUUGCUAUGGAUCUUCUCCAUGAAGAUGUGCUUUUUGAGCACAGGUUUGGAAAAGAGGAGUAUGUGAAGUUUCUCCGGGCUUUGUUCAUGAGGCGCUGCAGAAUAAGUAAGGGUGAUGAAUCAGACAGUUUUUUCUCCCCUCUUAUUGAACAUGUGAGAGAAAAUGAAAGCCCAGACAAAGCUAUUGAGCUUCUAAAAGAAGCAUAUGCACGGUUCAACAAAGAUGCUUUCUUUGCUCAGCAGCUUGCCAGACUGAUCUACCGCUAUGACAGGUUUGAAGAGGCAAUACAAUGGGCAGAAAUAGCAGCAAAAAAGAUGCCCAGAAACUCCUAUAUCCUGGACACAAAAGGUCAAGUGUAUAGGAGAUGGUUCCUUGCCAAAUGCAAAGUGAUUGAAAAUGUGACGAAGACCCCAGAGAACACAGCAGAUGCUAUUCAGACGGCACUUACAGCCAUGGAAUGCUUUGAAGCCUGUGAGGUGGCAUCCGUCUCCGAUCUUGACACCGUGAACAAUUCAGGUUUUUUUGCCGCAGUAGAAGUAGGGUGCAACUUGUUGAAGCUCAUUUUUUCGCUGCAGAUGUUUUCAAAUAAAACCGUUGGACGCACUGAGUGCCUGAAGUACCUAGUCACAGACUACAUCCCUGAAAAGGUGAAUAAACCUUGGGAGUGUUUCCAUAGCAAACUGAAAAGCCUCCAGGUAACAAUGCAUGGAGCCUUGGAAUGGAUCUCAGAAGACUUGAGCUACUUUCAGACUGACAUAAGUGCAGAUGAGGAAGAAACAGCUGAAACUGAGAUGAAAAUAAACAACCCAAAGAAUUGGCUAGUAAAUAAGUCAUCUGUGUAUGGGAAGUAUUUCAGUGGUGUUCCUCUCAACACAGUUCAGCAGUCACGCGAUUCGAGUACAGGUACCAUGACUCCAUUCAUGAAACGCAUGCUCAUUUACCGCCUUGGAGGUGGGAAUAUAACUACAAUCUUCUCCCUCCUGCAUGACCAGAAAGAUGGGGAUCAAAUCAAAGUACUGGAAGAGAUCAUAUCCCUGUACCCCAGUGAUCCACUGAAGGCAAGACUGGAGCAAAUGGAUCUUGUGAACUACAUAGCGUCACAGAUUGCUUUAGGUUGCCUUUCAACACAGUCUUCAAAGCUCGUAGCUCUUCAAAACCUUCAGAAUCUCUGCCAGCAGUUUCCAAAUGACAAAAGAAAAUGCCUGUCUAGUGCUCUUUUCUUACUCACCUUGCUUUUCUGGCCAGAAGACAGUGAUCCUGACAAAGAAAACAAGUAUGAAAUUGUCAUGGCAGCUGUUGAAUACCUCAAAAGAAGCUAUUGGACAAAAAUGAAAGAUAUACCACAGAGGAAGAGGAGAAUUUACACUCACUUUUUCCUGAGCAAUGGGAGUGGGUGGGACAAGAUUGUGCACAAGAGCAAAGUGGAAAGUCUCACAAAGCUCCUCUCAGUGUCUGAAAAGAGAAUGAAGUGGCUCCGUGGAGAGGUAUGGAAAAUGCCAGAAAUUGCAACCCUUUUGAAGAGUGUUCACGGGUGGACAGAAGAUGGCACAGUUUUCCUUCUGGGUCCUCAGAAGAAGUUCAAUAUCCCAGCUUUGAAUUCAGCUUCAGUGCCCUAUGGCAAUGAAAAUGUCACAUUCUACUUGGGCUUCACAUUCAGAGGACCUGUUGCCUACAACAUCACUGUAAUAAAGUAAAGGGAAAAAAAAACAGGAAAUGAGCAGUGGUUUGAUCACAGCGAUUUGAACCAACACUUGUAAAUAUGUUCAUAUUUCACAAGAAUGCAAAUAAUAUGAUGUGACCCUCUCUAAUAUUGAAGUUCAUGCUCCAGGU
This is a messenger RNA of Megalops cyprinoides (Indo-Pacific tarpon), 4967 nucleotides long. RefSeq names its product sterile alpha motif domain containing 9 like (gene samd9l). NCBI's taxonomy places the organism in Eukaryota, Metazoa, Chordata, Actinopteri, Elopiformes, Megalopidae. Gene Ontology annotation, molecular function: protein binding. The transcript has 3 exons. Bases 215 to 4831 code for a protein of 1538 amino acids. The record is from RefSeq and is a predicted model, not a curated record. Gene Ontology annotation, cellular component: cytoplasm.